AUGCCUGGCGGUGGGUCCGUCGAGAUCUUGUUACUUACGUCCGGAGAUGCCACAUCAAUCGACCAACGCACGCUGUCGUCGUCGUCGUCGGCGCUGGCCAGCCCACGGGGGGGACUAUGCUACGGAGGGCAGAAGUGCGAUGAGAUGUAUCCUCGCUUUUCCCCGACCGCGACCGUGGCGGCGAUGAAGACGGCGAUGGUGUUUGUCGUUGUCGCAGUUGUUGCUGUUGUUGUCGCAUGCAACUGCAAUGCUGCGCCGCCGCGUUUACCGGUGUUUCGAACGGAUGACGAGCUGGGGUAUAAGGGCGGGAGAGUACUCGGUGUUUGCAUGGUACACGAGUACUCUACCUACUCGCCGUCCGUGUGCAGAGUACUCGUGUUGUGGGCCGCCUUCGAUCUCAUCAUCGUCCUCCCCGAGACCGUGUUUCUCUCCAACCCCAUCUACGUCGUCCCCCCAGGUUCCAACAGCAGGGGCGACAUCGUGGUUCGCGUCAUUGCAGCACCAUGUAAGAAUCUAGAUAGUUACUCGGGCUAG
This is a messenger RNA of Tricharina praecox, 534 nucleotides long. RefSeq lists its product as uncharacterized. The coding region runs from base 1 to 534 and encodes 177 amino acids. The record is from RefSeq and is a predicted model, not a curated record. NCBI's taxonomy places the organism in Eukaryota, Fungi, Ascomycota, Pezizomycetes, Pezizales, Pyronemataceae. The transcript is spliced from 3 exons.